Macrobrachium nipponense is the source of this 1250-nucleotide messenger RNA. RefSeq names its product tetraspanin-2A-like. The record is from RefSeq and is a predicted model, not a curated record. The transcript is spliced from 7 exons. Gene Ontology annotation, cellular component: plasma membrane. Bases 244 to 957 code for a protein of 237 amino acids. NCBI's taxonomy places the organism in Eukaryota, Metazoa, Arthropoda, Malacostraca, Decapoda, Palaemonidae.
UAUCAUAUGACCAACAACUGUGUUAAUCUUAUCUGUAUGAAAGAGAGACGUACUCUACCAUCACCAUUCAACCCUUGAUGUAGGGAUAAGGGUGGGAAAGAUGAAGAAGUAUUCAGUAUCAUAGGCGCCGUGACAAGCCGACAUACACAUUCGGAGUGAUACACCUCGGCUGAGUCACUAGAGUCCCAAACGAGCCCCAGGACAUCGGAGAAAGGGGGGAGAAAGCCCGAAGGGAGAGGAAACAUGGGGUCCGGACGUGGGAAAGGUUCCAUGGAGGAACACGUGGAGGUUCUGCAAUAUGUCAUCUACAUCUUCAACACCAUAUUCUUCUGCGCCGCUGCGGGUAUCUUUGCCAUUGGCCUAUGGAUCUACUUCGACAAAGACUCCAGCGAGUACAUGGAAGACCUGACCUUGAAAUUCUACAACAACGCCACCGCCAUCGUCAUGGCCUCAGCUUGUCUCGUCAUGUUGACCAGCUUCAUCGGCUGCUGCGGCGCAUUCUUCAGGUUCAGACUCGUUUUGAUCAUUUACAAGGUGAUGACAGUAGUCACCCUCCUACUGCUCCUCGGUGGAUCAGCCUACCUCCUGGACAACGGGAUGGAAAAAUCCCGCCUCUACCCCUAUGUUCAGGAGGAAUUCAGGAACCUGAUCUACCGGUACCAGUGGGACGUUGCCGCCAGGAGGGCUGUCGACAUCAUCCAAGAACAGGUUGGUUGCUGCGGAGGCUAUUCAUCGGCUGACUACACUGACAUACACAUGCCUGUUCCAGACACCUGCAGGGACCAGGUCACAGGAAACCAGUAUAUCGACUCGUGUGCCGAGAUCUUCUCGCAGUACAUGGAGGUUCGAACAGGCUGGAUCACAGGACUUUCCCUUAGCUUGUGUUUCCUACAGGUGUUCUCUGUGAUGUUCGCCUUCUGCAUGUGGCAGGGUGUCCGCGAGGUCAAGAGUGGUUGAACAAAAUGAGAAUUCGGAAAUAUUCUCCAAGAAUUGUCAUCUUUGAUGAGGAUUGGUUACUCUCCAUAGGUGGUAACAAGGAAGGUUAUUUAUCCCUUCUUAAUUGCAGACUUCGUAUUAAGCUGUAUUUUCAGUAAUUGCAGCAAUUUCUAAGCAGAAGUUAAACAAAAUGUUUUGCAAGUAAGGUUAGUGUUUUUCAAUAUCCUUGUACUUUCACGACGGAAAAUUAGAGCAAAAACUCAGGAAAACUUAAUUUAUAUCAUAUAUCAUGCAUUUUUUAAAAUCUUAUUGAU